Molecule: messenger RNA, 4515 nt
Organism: Cyclocybe aegerita
Lineage: Eukaryota; Fungi; Basidiomycota; Agaricomycetes; Agaricales; Hemipholiotaceae
Source: the annotation of a GenBank genome assembly
AUGCCGCCGGCACGACCACCCAACAACAUCGACGAGGACUCCGAGCUCUCCGAGCUCACAGAAGACGACCAAGACGGCUCUGCCACCGUGGACAAGCGUGCCGCAUCAGCAGCCGCUCAUUCAUCUUCAAAGGAGAUCCCAGUAGCCUCUGAGGAUGAUGACGAUGACAAGCACAGCAGUGCCCCCAGCUCACCGAGGCAGACCAGGCGCCAGACCCUCAAUGCGCGACGUGGAAUCGGACCACGUCGGAAGCGGAGCAGCAUCGUUCCAGCACCCAUGUGGGGGUGGGCCGAGUCAAAGGGCCCACCCCCCGCGACUCCCCACAAAGACAAGCAGGAGGAGGAGGAGGAAGAGGAGGAGCAGUCGGACCUUCCUCGGCCCAUGGAGGAAGAGGAGCCAGAAGAGGAGGAGGCUGAGGAAGACGAUGAGGAUGGUGAAGAAUCCGGUGGUGACGCGGAUGGCGGGCGCAAGAGGCGGGUCGCCGUCCGAUCAUACGUGGGCAAGGUCCGUGGCGGAGGCAGACGACAAGCGGCAGCUGGUAAGCGCUCCCAACGGCCUGCUCCGGAUGAUGAGGACGACGAAGAGGCUGAACCUAUACUCAACGGCGAUGACGAUGACGGCUCCGCCUACGGCGAUUCGUAUCCCCCCUCCAGGAAGAAACGUGCCGCAAAAUCCAAGAAGAAGAAUGGCGUCAAGCCCCGAAGCAAGACCAACGGAAUGCCAAAUUCUGAAGACGAAAGCGUCAAUGAGAACACCGAGUCUGGGUCUGAGGCUCCUCAGCCACCUCCACCUCCAUCUCCCUCAAAGGCCCAGGGCACCCUGCAAGGCCCUUCGAUCGCGUCAAAUUCAGCUGCUUCAGCAUUGACUGCCCUCGCAGCUGUCGCUGAUGCGGUUGACCCGACUUCGCCUACGUCCCUCUCUGCUGCAGCACUUUCUGCCAUUCCGUCGAUCCCACCUCCCCCAAUCUCCGCUUCGACAACAGCUGAGGCCACUCCCCUCGGAUCCCCGUCUCCUGCUCCAAAGCCUCGUCGUACGAUCAUGAGGCAUCUAUCUGGUUCAAAGAGACGUCUUCCUCCACCACUUGACUUGAAGAUUGAUACUACGCCAGACAAGCCUGUUAUCGAAGACGAUGACAUGGAGGUGGAUGAUGCUGAGGAGGAGGCUGCAGACCAAUCCAUGGAGAAUGGUGAUGUCGACAUGGAUGGCGAGGAAGCUGACCACGAGGAAGAGGAAGAUGAGGACGAAGAUGGUGAGGAGGAGGUUGAAGAAGCAGAGGAGACCUCCAUUCACGAUGACGAGGAACCUGCUCAAGCGGAUGUCGAGGCUGAUGAAGAGGCUCCAGAAGUGGAAUCAGACGCGGACGAAGAAGUCGUUGAGCCUGAAGGCGACGAGGAACAGGACCAGGACCAGGACCAAGAUCAGGACCAAGAUGCUGACGCACCCGAGGCCGAAGUUGAAGGGGAACGGGAACAAGAGCGCGACGAAGGAGAAGAGCGUUCUCCCGACGGCGAGCUCGACGAACAUGAAAUCGAGCUCCAGCCCGCACACCGUGCCGAAGCCCUGGACGCCCUCGCGGCUAUUGAGCUCAAGUUCGCUCUGUUGCGGGAGAUGGUCUACAUUGAGAGUAUGGAAGAACUGGCUUGGGAGGAGCAGUUGGUGCAGAGCGCUACGCAUCCCGAGAUGAUUCAUCUCCAAAAAGAACUUUCAAAACGACGCGACAAACGCCUGGAGCUCGCUUCAAGGAAGAGGUCUUACGAGGUCGCCAAUGCUACGCAACGUCGAAAGACGGACGAGGGUGCUGUUUGGAGUUGGUGGAAGUUCUCCACGGAAGAGCUGCAAACCGACAUGAUUUCUGAAACGAAUCGCAAACGCAGAAAGCUCGAGAGGGACCGUAGAGCAGUUGAGAGGCCUCAGCCAAUUCGGCGUAUUCCCUUUCCACCUCACCCAGACAUGCAGGUCGCUUUACUUCCGCCACCUUCUCUGCGCAAAGUUAUCAAGUCAUACCCCUUCGGAACGCGCAAACAGAACAAAUCGGAUCCCCACCACCAUCACUCACACCAUUCUCAGUAUCCGAAAACCCUGGUCUACCCCGAGAUAUCAACACUCUCAUCUACGGAUAUCGCGAACGACUUGGAAUUCCUUUACCAGAAUCGACGCAUACUGUCAGGUUACGACACGCAUCUAUCUGGCUUCCCAUUGCAGCAUUUCGCUCCUGCUCCUCAACGCAACGGCUCAGGAUUGGGAUUUGGGAUUAGUAGUGGACUAGGGAUAGCCAGACCUGCCAACAGUCUAAGUGUGGGCAUCAAUGGAAGUGGCCUCCCGCCUCCAGCACAGUCGAUGAUGGGUGGCCCUCCGGGAAUGCACCAACAUGGGCUGGGUUACGAUCAAUAUGGAGAUGGGUACGGACCUCCUUCGGGUUCAGGGAGGAUGCGAGACCACUCGAUGGGAGGCUACCCUCAUGGCACUAGCGGUGGGCCCCUUCCCCAGGGUCCCUCUGGAAGCGUGAGGGAGUCGACAAACGCAUAUUCAAGCUUCUCUGGGCCUGGCGGGAGGUUGCAACAAGCGUCCCGGAUGCCAGGAUACCCACCAGAGCAUGAGAUGAGCACCAUCGGUCCACCUCCAGGUCCGAAUCACGCUGGAGGUGGACACCAGCUUAUGCCCCAUCAUCCGUACUUCAGUCAGGCAAGCGUUGGCCCUGGAGGACCUGCUAGUAAUCCUUACCCUUCUGCGACCUCUUCUUCUGGCCACGGAUUGGCCAACCAUCAAAGUUCUGCUGCGAUGAAAGGCAUGAAUGUGAAUGGACGAAGGUCAAUCUCGCCUGUUCAUAUAUUGCCCAAUGGUUUGUCGAGUACGAAUCCCAAGAACAACGGUACCCGGAUGGGCGACGGAAUGGGCAUGAUCAAUGUACCUCUUGGAGGAAGUGGUGGGAAGAGUGGAGAUCGGGAUGGGAGAAUGGCGCAGGAAGAUGAAGAAAGGGAGAGGGCUAUGCGUGAGAGGGAAAGAAGUCGGAAUAGAGACGAACGUGACCGAGACAGCCAGCGGGAUAGGGAUUUCGACAGGCGUCGAGAAAAGGAGUACCAGGAACUGGAGAGAGAACGGGCCCGCGAGCAUCAGCACAUGCAACAUCGUCAGUCUCAGCAACCCCCUACGUCUGGGACGUCGCACAUGCACAGCGGCGGUGGCCCACCACCGAUUCAAGGAUCUGGCGGCGUCGACCCUCAUCACCAUCACUCUGGGCACCGACACGCACCCCACCACCACCAUGUCCUUCAUCGCCACCAUCAAGGACCUCAGCAUGCUUCUUCCUCCUUGCCCCCUCCUAAUACCUCUGGUCCUGGAGCACCUCCCAUCACGCACAGUCCAAGGUCCACCAGAGAUUAUGAAGCAUCGCGCCCUCCUUCGAUGCAUUCCGGCCCUGGACAACCGCAUCCCACGGAAGUCAUUAUGCUUUCUUCAGGCGGAAAGGCACCACAACCAUCCGCAGGCCCCAGGGACCGAGACACCGCUAGUCAAUGGCCUCUUAAGGGCACCGAGGACGCGCACCAUCUUCCACCAGACUAUCGAGACCGCGAUCGCGAUGCGAGAGAUAGAGACGCGCGCAGCAAGAUGUACGCCGGACAGCGACCACCCUCUCGUCCUCCUAUGAUUCCUUUGGAUCCUCUGGAUGAUCGCGGGGAUCGCCCAAUGGCAAUACCUUUCGUGAUGGCGCCGAGUCACGCUAUUCAACCAGCCUCUUCUAGCUCACACCUGAAUGGCUCGGGCAUAGGCAGUUCUGCUUUUUCGCCACGAGGAGCUCCUCCUUCAUGGAAUACUCCGGCAGGAGAAGACCCUUCGUAUCGUAUGCCAUCUGCUCCUCCGCCUAGUUAUCUAGAUGGGCACACUCGGUCUCCAGUUCAAGGUCAUCGAUACCCAGCAAGCGGAGGAUCGCACGCCUCUCCGUUGACUCGCAUGGCCAACAGCAGUUCGUCUUCAUCGUUACAUAGGAUCGGAUCGCCUCCUUUGCCUUCAAGUCGUGUCCGACCCCCGCAAAGCCCCUCGUAUUUGCACAAUCCACAUCGGUCGCCAGUAACGAGUCCAAAAACACGGCCUCUAUCACCGGUUCCUAACAGUAAGCCUACAAUACUUUCUGGAGGAGCUGCUGCUGGGUACACAUUAUCUCCCAAACUCUCGGGCCCUGGGCGUACGGCGACACCAACAGGGCAUCACCCUCCAUCACUCACAACGACGUCGUCAGGUGGACCACCAUCUGGCAUGAUCAUGAAGAACGGAACUGGUCCUUACCCAGUCAGCAGCCGGACGGCAUCACCCCUCAUGUCGUCAUUACAUGCGCCUCCGUCGAAUAGUGGCAGGCCGACAAUGAACGGAGGAGGCGGGAGUAGUGCUCUUGAUCGGGAUCGGAUUGUCGAUCGAGAGCGGCACCUUGUGGGCGCGUCGUCGCCCCGGCUUAGUGGUCCGUCCAUGCCACUCCCCCCUCCAUCCAAGUUGAGUACGGCUCAAAUGGUCGAUGGCCAUUGA